AUGCAAGACCUUAUUCUCGAACUGACCGAGGAAUUUGUGCCUUCGGAUUUGCAAGAACGUCUACGUGAUCAACUCUAUCAUAAAGUUACAGACAUGAGCGAGUUGGGCAAGAUCACUUACUUCACACGUGGAAUUAUGAGUCCUACGCGCGAAGAAGUUCAAUACCGUCGCUGUAAAAUCAAGUACCGUCCUCCGGUCUUCUCGCUGGACCGAUCACGCCUGCACACGAACGGUAACCAGCAACAACAAUCUGCAUCCGCACGUCCUCAAGAGAACGAACCCGAGCCAAUAGAAAUUGACUCAGAGAGUACCCAAUACCGCCGUUCUUCUCCACCAACCUCUUCUUCCCGCAAGAAGAGUCGAUACUGCAAGAAGCCUGGUCAUGUCAUUGAACAGUGCUUCGAGCUAAAGAGCAAGGAGAAGUACACUCGGCAGAACCGCCAUGAACAAUCUGCUGCAAACUUCGAUUCUUCUUCUCCUGCCGCCGCUACCAAUGUGUCUACUUCAAAUUCAGUCACACCUUCAAGUGACGAAGAAGAAGUUGUUGAAGUGGAAGAAUUUUCCACCUCUACUUUGCCAACCGUGCAUAGGGAAAACGAACUCAUUCGUAAACAACGGACUUGUGAAGGGAAACCUGUCGUCAUUAUGUUCGACAGUGGUGCCAAAUGCAAUGUUGUUCGUCUAGGGCAAGUCAACAAUAUGUCUACCUCGGGAGUUUCACAAGUCACCCGUUUUGAUGAAACUUCUACGAGAGCUCGUUCUGUAAAGAAAUGUAUCGCCACCAUAGGUUUUGGUCGCUAUCGUUUCCGAAAGCUUCAGGUUAUGGAAUGGCCGUUAGAAUCCGCACAUGAUGUCAUCUUAGGAAAACCUUGGUUUACCAAGUUCCAACCUAACAUCGAUUGGCGAUCGCAUGAGUUUUUCUUUCCGUCCAUGCGUAAUGCACCACCAACGCCACCCCAUUCCCUCAGGAAGCCGUGGAAAUUGCCGCUAUUGAUUUCAAACGCAAAAUCAAGACAAAGGCUUACGGCGAAGUGUAUCGAGUGA
Molecule: messenger RNA, 1044 nt
Organism: Plasmopara halstedii
Lineage: Eukaryota; Oomycota; Peronosporomycetes; Peronosporales; Peronosporaceae
Product: retrotransposon protein
Exons: 3
Coding region: 1-1044 (347 amino acids)
Source: RefSeq, a predicted model, not a curated record